Molecule: messenger RNA, 965 nt
Organism: Bubalus bubalis (water buffalo)
Lineage: Eukaryota; Metazoa; Chordata; Mammalia; Artiodactyla; Bovidae
Product: keratin-associated protein 10-8-like
Exons: 1
Coding region: 54-626 (190 amino acids)
Cellular component (GO): keratin filament
Source: RefSeq, a predicted model, not a curated record
CAGCUCUACACUCACACACACUCAAACCCUCCUCCAGCCCCACCGUCUCCACCAUGGCAGCCUCCACCCUGUCCGUCUGCUCCAGCGACCUGAUGUAUGACUGUCCAGAGAGCUGCUGCGAGCCCCCCUGCUGUGCCCCCAGCUGCUGUGCCCCGGCCCCCCGCCUGACCCUCCUCUGCGCCCCAGUGAGCUGCGAGUCCAGCCCCUGCUGCCAGCCAGCCUGCAGCAGCUCCUCCCCCUGCCAGCAGGCCUGCUGUGAGCCCGUCUGCUGCAGGCCUGUCUGCUGCACACCUGUCUGCUGCAGGCCCGUCUGCUGCAGGCCUGUCUGCUGCACCCCUGUCUGCUGCACACCUGUCUGCUGCAGGCCCGUCUGCUCCAAGCCUGUCUGCUGCAGGCCCGUGUGCUGUGAGGCCUCCCCUUGCUCAGCCCCCUCAUCCUGCUGCAGACCUUCCUCCUCUGUGUCCCUUCUCUGCCGCCCUGUGUGCCGCCCCGCCUGCCACGUGCCCAUUUCCUCCUGCCAGCCAAGCUGCUGCCGCCCGGCCUCCUCUGUGUCCCUCCUCUGCCAGCCUACAUGCUCCCGCCCAGCCUGCUGUGUCCCCGUCUCAGCCCUAGAACCCUGCUGCUGACCUGGCACAUCACUUGUGGGCCAGCCAGCCUCAGGUCCCACCUGUGACUCAGUCCUCCCAGCCUCCCUCUGUCCUGACGUGAGCUGGGUAGCUGCCCUCACUCAGGACAGGUUCCCCAAUGUCUCCACUGUCCUGACUGACUGACCUCUCACUCCUGCCCCAGGAACCCCAACCUCACAGCUCCCAGGGCUCCUGCCUCCCAGGAAUCGCCUCCAGCUGUCUCUGGGUCAUUGUCCCCCUACCCCUCCAGGUCCUCUGUCUGGGUCACUUGGCCUCGACUUCCAACCUUGGGUGCACCCCCUUGGGCACUGGGAUAAAUAAACUCAGUUCAUCAUCUGA